Coniophora puteana RWD-64-598 SS2 is the source of this 1591-nucleotide messenger RNA. Its product is annotated as transaminase. The record is from RefSeq and is a predicted model, not a curated record. NCBI's taxonomy places the organism in Eukaryota, Fungi, Basidiomycota, Agaricomycetes, Boletales, Coniophoraceae. The transcript is spliced from 2 exons. Gene Ontology annotation, biological process: biosynthetic process. The coding region runs from base 21 to 1451 and encodes 476 amino acids. Gene Ontology annotation, molecular function: pyridoxal phosphate binding; L-alanine:2-oxoglutarate transaminase activity.
AUUCCUCCGCCGCUCGCAGAAUGCCUCUCACCGCAGACUCCCUCAACCCCGCCCUCCGCAGCGUCGAGUACGCCGUCCGCGGCGAGCUCGCCAUCAAGGCUGAGCAGCACCGCGUCGCUCUUCAGAAAGGUGGAGAACAUGCACAGGGGCUGCCCUUUGACCGCGUCAUCUCGAGCAACAUUGGCAACCCGCAGCAGAAGGGCCUCGACCAGCCCCCGCUCACCUUCGUCCGCCAGAUCGCCUCACUCAUGGAGUGGCCCGCCCUCGCCGAGCUUGCACCGGGUGCGUUCCCAGAGGACGUCAAGGCCCGCGCCAAGCAGCUGCAGGAGGAGAUCGGCAGCAUCGGCGCGUACAGUCACAGCCAGGGCGUCCCGCUCAUCCGACAGCACGUCGCCGACUUCAUCGCUGAGCGCGACGGCCACCCGUCCGACCCGUCCGACAUCUUCCUCACCGCCGGCGCCUCCGCCGGCGUCUCCCUCCUCCUCUCCCUCCUCAUCACGAACCCCAAAGACGGCAUCCUCAUCCCCAUACCCCAAUACCCCCUAUACACAGCGACGCUCGCCGCGCUCUCGGGCGCGCCCAUCGCCUACCACCUCGACGAGGCGCGCGACUGGGAAACAUCCGUCCCCGCCCUGCGCGAGGCCCUCCAAAAGGCCUCGACCGACGGCGUCCGCCCCCGCGCGCUCGUCGUCAUCAACCCGGGCAACCCCACCGGCUCCCUCCUCAGCGCCGACACGAUGCGCGAGAUCGUCCAGCUCUGCGAGGCGCACGACCUCGUUCUCCUCGCCGACGAAGUCUACCAGGCGAACCUGCACCGCCCGGCCCACGCGCCCUUCGUCUCCUUCAAAAAAGUCGUGCGCGACCUCCAGUCGCGCGCCCCCCUCGUCUCCUUCCACUCGCUCAGCAAGGGCGUCGCGGGCGAGUGCGGCAGGCGCGGCGGCUACCUCGAGUGCACGAACGUGCCCGAGGACGUGAAAGCGCUCAUGUACAAGAUCGCGUCCGUGGGGCUCUGCCCGCCCGUGCAGGGCCAGGUCGGCAUCGACUGCCUCGUGCGCCCGCCGCGCGCCGGCGAGCCGUCCUACGCGCUCUACAAGGCCGAGACGGAGAGCAUCCACGGCGACCUCCGCGAGCGCACACGGAAGAUGGCCGCGCGCCUGAACGCGCUGCCGGGCGUGUCGUGCGUCGACGCCCCCGGCGCGCUGUACCUCUUCCCGCGGAUCUCGUUGAGCGACAGCGCGAUCAAGGCGGCGGAAGCGAAGGGCAAGGCGCCCGAUGCGCUGUACGCGCUCGAGCUGCUCGAUGCGACUGGGAUCUGUGUCGUUCCCGGCAGCGGGUUCGGCCAGAAGGAGGGCGAGUGGCAUUACAGGCUCACGUGUCUCUGUCCCGGCGUCGACGACUACGUGGGCAAGCUGGUCAAGUUCCAUGAGGACUUUAGCAAGCGCUACCCUUGAGCGUGGGGGAGGUGUUGUACCGACAGAGGAAUAUUUUUUGUUGGGUAAUUUUUGUUGUUGCCCUAAUUCUCUCGCAUUUAUAUAGAGUACCCGCAUACAUACGCUGUUGUGUUAUCCCCUCAAUAUGCACUCGAUUCAAU